CAGUCUGGCCUUCUUCGGUUUUCCCUUCGCGGGUUGUGGAUGACGCUCAUGGCCUGAAGAGCCUGCAAAACCCUAUGGCAGAGGACGUCCCAGUGGACGUGAACAGCGGAGAAGCGGCGGAGCAGCGGACAGAGCGAGGUGAGGCGUCGCCCGCUGUGGCACCGGUGGAGCCUGUGGAGCCGGUGGAGCCCGUGGAGCCGGUGGAGGCAGAGGCGAUAGAGGUGGGCGAGGUGAUCGCUCCAAACGACAGGAGCACAGCGCAGUUCUCCGGUGCGGAGAACGAUGCCAUGAUCACCGAGGAUGCACCACCGGGCCACCCCAUAUGGCAGAUCAAGAUUUGCAAGCACAUUGGCAACAACGGGCUCUACGUUCGGCUGAACCUCGCGGGGAAGAGCACCUCGUUCACUGUGACCUACCUGCGACAAGGAUCAAAGGUGGACUGGAACGAUGCGGAGCGCAUCCUGCGCCUCUGCGGCGCCGAGUUGUUGGAGGGUCGGCCGGUGGAAGAUGUCAAGAAAUUAAGGGUGCUUUUGUUGAACAGAUGCAUUGGCAAGGAGAAGGGGGACACCAUGAGCUUGCUCGAACAGUGGCGCAGCGCGGCACGACCGAAGGAUGAAGCGGUCACUACAGCUUCCAAGGAAGCCCUCCAGGAGGAGACCACACCCAAGAGAGCUGCCUCCAAAGAAAGCAUUGAGGCAGCCCCGAAGGAGCGACGAAACAAGCGCAAAGAAGCUAUGGAGCCAACUGCCCAGGAGCAGCGAACUCCAAAACGGGCCAAAGAAGUGGAGAAUGGCAUCAAGGAGCCAGCUCCGAAGAAGGCAAAGGAAGUCGAGGACCUUCACGCGGCCGUUCCCGCAGUGGCGGCGCCACGCCCGGUGGCUGCUCCAGAGGACUUGGACUUCGAGGCUUUGGGCAUCGAGGAUGCGCCAGACACGAGCCUUGCAUGGAGCAAGGUCGUCUACUCCAAGACCAAGAAAGCCUGCACUUUUGGGUUCAGAAGUGAAGGGACGACGACCUACUUCCAGACGACCGUGGGCGCUACCUUCGGAAACCUCGAGGCGGCCAUGCGGAUCGCUCGUGCAUGUUACCAUCAGUUCGAGCUAGGGAAAUCCAAGCCAGAAGUUGAGCAGUAUCGCAGCGAGGCCUAUGCCAGGCUUGGAGUGAAGCCAAAGGUGGCUUCGAGCCGAAGCAAGGUGUCUGCAAAGGCGAAGGAGGAAGCGGAGGAAGCGACCUCCGCUCCACCCAAGCGACGCGCGCAGCCGCAGCAGCGUGACGAGCAGCGUGAUGAGCAGCGGCCGUCCAAGCAGCGGCCGCCCAAGCGAGGGAAGAGGGCGGAGCUGGAGAAGAACCAAAAGGAGCAGCUCACGGUCGCCGUCGAGCGGCUCACGGGCGCCGUGGAAAUCCUCGGGCGUGCACCGAAGAAGAAGAACUCGACCGUGAACGGACUCUACUUGCGACUUCCAGACUUUGGCGGCUCUGCAGCCUACGAGCGUUACCUUCCCGCAGGCUCCUCGGAGGCCAGGAGACUUCUCUACUACUCCCAGGAGAGAGCACGUUGGAAGAUCGCCGAGGGCUUAGGCGACCGCAGGAACUUUGCCUUUUUAAAGGUCAAGGACGGUGGCCAACGACCUCCCUCAGAAGCUCCGAAAGAAGAGCAGUGGACCUUCUUCGAGGGUAAAGAACUCGGAUGGCAGCAGGACCCGGACGUGAAGUGCGUGCAGUAUGUGAAGCACGAUCGCCCCGCGCCACCCAAGGCUAAAGCUGAAGCGGCUGUCAGCUCCGACUCGGAGGGCAGCAGUUCCAGCGACAGUGAGGGCGAAAGCAGUGCUUCCAGCAGCGCUUCCGGCUCUUCCCCAGGUUCAGCAGGGCCGGCCGUCGCAAAGCCGGAGCUGAGCGCGGCAAGCAAAGGCAGCCGUGCACGUGCCUGCGCGAAGAUGAUGGUACGAGCGGGUCUCCGCUGCGGUUGCCACUUCGAGACGCAGUGCCCCGAGCGCUCGCGUGGCCACCGUGGUCCUCCAGUGGCCACUCCAACAUGAUGGCCAGCGAAAGCCCGUCGAAGUCCACGACGAGUGAAAAAGACAUUCCACUGCGUUGAACCUCAACCCUCAUGAAGACCCUC
Messenger RNA from Durusdinium trenchii, 2119 nucleotides. The record is from the annotation of a GenBank genome assembly. Lineage: Eukaryota; Dinophyceae; Suessiales; Symbiodiniaceae.